UCUUUCAGUUCUCUGUAAAAAUGAUUCUAUUUCAUUCUUUAAUGAUGCUGGCAGCAGUAGGUGUGGUGAUUUCAUCAAACACCACGCAUAUCAGGCGAGCGCUUGCCAAAAAAGAAGCUGAGAACUUAAAUACUUUAAUCGACGUGCCAUCUACACUUCUUGUUGGAAAGUCGGCUUAUAAAGUAUUAGAAUUAAUUGGAGCCAAAAUAUCUGUGAAGCCAUUUCAGUGUAUAACAAGUGCAAUCAUUCAAAUUGAAACAUCAUCUCCAGCAUCAGUUAAAAUGUGUACAAGAUCUUGGAGUGCAGAAUGGCAUAAAAACAGUCUACAAGGUGGAAAAUCUAAAAGUGGCUUUCAAUACAAAUACGACAUUUUACAGAUAAACAAUAAUCCUCUCAAAUGGGUGUCGUUUGAAUAUCUUGGAAAUGUCUGCAUUAAUUAUUUAGCUUUCAGUUGUGGUCCGUCAACUGUAGAAGGAAUCGAUAAAAAAGGAGUUAAUUUCAUAAUUGGAUCCAACGUACUUGAAAAAUGGUAUACAUGGAACACAAAUAAAAAUCUUCACGGUAUUCGACGUUGUGGAAAUGAAAACAAAGGUGUCCGGUUGGAUGCAGGUGUUGAAGUUUCUUUCACAAUAAAAAGUGAAGCCUUUUACUGUAAAGAAAGUGAUCAGUUGUGCAUUGCGAAUAAUGCUUUCUUUGAUAAUGGAUUCACAAACUGCUUAUAAACUCAUGAACAAUUUCCAUAUUUUUUUCAAGAAAUCUUUGAUCGAAAAUCUUCUGAAAUAAAAAAGUUGUUUUUAGGAUCACUUGGAAACUCUAGUAAACUUCUUUUGUUAUUCAUUACUUUUCUAAUGUUUAUAUAUAGUAUGAAUGUUCACUUUAA
Molecule: messenger RNA, 880 nt
Organism: Hydra vulgaris (swiftwater hydra)
Lineage: Eukaryota; Metazoa; Cnidaria; Hydrozoa; Anthoathecata; Hydridae
Source: RefSeq, a predicted model, not a curated record